UCAUGAACCCUAGGGACGAGGAUGAGAUUUUUGCUCGAGCGUGGAUGAAACUCAGCCUCUAUGAGCUUUGCGAACUGCUUCUCAGGACGUUGUCUCUGACUUGAUCGGAGUUCCAGUAGAGUUUUUGUUUGGUAUUACCACUUUCAACAGCCGCCGACUCUUCUUCUGCUCGAUCUUACGUUCGUUCUCUGGUGUUUCCGACUAUUUCGUAGUAGCUUUGGUGGUUUCUGUUUCUUGCUCGGAAAUGUCGGGCCGGGCUGAUGGAGGAAGGGAUCGAUUUCGAAAAGAUUAUACGUCGAGGUACGACGAGAGGUCGCAGUCUACGCAUAGCAGCAGCAGCAAUCCUCCGUCCAGACACCUUUGGAUCGGAAAUUUAUCUCAUGUUAUAGUGGAGCGUGAUCUCACCCGCCAUUUUUCACAAUUUGGAGAGCUCGACAGUAUUGCUUUCCAGCCCAGUCGUAGCUAUGCUUUCAUCAAUUUCAAAAGGGACGAAGAAGCGAUGGCAGCCAUGAGGGGGCUUCAAGGUUUUGCUCUUGGAGGCAAUCCCAUUAGAAUUGAGUUUGCCAAGGCGGAUAAGCCAUCUGCAUCAUCACGUGAUGAAGACUAUUCUCAACAUCGAGAGGAAAAAUAUUAUGGAGCAAAGGGUUCUUUCUCACAAGGACGGCAUGCUAGUCCUGACCAAUUUUAUCCUGAAAAGUCUAAAAUGAGCGAUAAAAAUUCAGAGCCUAGUGAGGUGUUAUGGAUAGGAUUCCCAUCUUUGUUAAAAGUGGAUGAAAUGAUAUUAAGGAAGGCCUUUUCACCGUUUGGGGAAAUUGAGAAAAUUACAACAUUCCCUGGCCGGACAUAUGCUUUUGUUCGUUUUCGGGGUGUGACAUCAGCUUGGAGGGCUAAAGAAACUCUUCAGGGGAAAUUAUUUGGAAAUCCUCGAGUACAUAUUUGUUUUGCAAAAAAUGAUUCUGGUUCAUCCAACAGUGGAAGGAGCUCAAUGAAUGCACCCCUUUCUCCAAGAUCUCCUCACCUCUUCUCAAAUUUUGAUGCUGGAGAAUUUGAUUCCCGUGGUUUUAAUAGGAAAAGUAAUUUGUGGACUAGUGGGAAUAAUGCAUUUGAAAUGAAGAGGUCUGGAGAAUUUUCAUCAAAAUUGGGUCCACCCGGGGAUAGGUACGAACAUCAUGGUAGUCCAACAAAAGAGAGAGGCCCUCAUUUAAAUAAUUUUCCUCAAAGAUUUUCUCAACAAAGUUCAUUUUAUGAAGAUCCGUGGGACUUGCCAGAGGAUUCGAACUUAUAUCAUGGGUCCAAGAAAUUGAAAACUGGACCCUUUCCUCAGGACAAAGAGCUCCCUGAGUAUCCUUUAUCUGAUUUGGAACAAGAUAAACGUAUUAUUCCAAAACUGUACCCUGAUUUUUCCCCAUCAGAGGUUGAUAUGAAAAUGAAGUCUGGGCCUCUGGGGUAUAAACAGACUCCUGAUCGGCCAAUAACAAUGCCUGUACCUUAUGGAGAAAAUAGUGAACGCUGGAGGGAACCAUAUGAUAAUUUUCAGGGUUCUGAUUCUAUGCCAUCUAAUGCUGUUGCAAGGAAAAGGUUGUCUCCUGAUUCAGAACAGUCAUCCAUGAAAGAGUGGAAAUGGGAAGGAACUAUUGCAAAGGGAGGAACACCUGUUUGUCGUGCUCGCUGCUUUCCUGUGGGAAAGGUUCUGGAUAUGCUGUUGCCAGAGUUCUUAGACUGUACUGCAAGAACUGGUCUAGAUAUGCUUUCAAAGCAUUAUUAUGAAGCGGCGAGUGCUUGGGUUGUUUUCUUUGUACCUGAAAGUGAUUCUGAUAUUGUAUUCUACAAUGAAUUCAUGCACUAUCUUGGUGAAAAGCAACGAGCAGCUGUUUCUAAGUUGGACGACAGAACCACCUUGUUUCUUGUACCACCAUCUGAGUUCUCAGAGAAAGUGCUCAAAGUACCAGGUAAAUUGAGCAUUUCAGGGGUAAUUCUGAGGCUAGAGCGUCCUGGUACCAGUGCAAGACCUCCUCCUUAUCAAAACGAAACAAAAGACACAAAUUUGUUACCUCUACAAGGUGAAACAUUAUAUGCAAAAUUGGCAACGUCUCCAGCUGUUUUUGCCCCAAUACCAACUUUAUCUGACCUCAGUAAAUCAGGAAUCAAUAAUGCAUCAUUGCCUAGGAAUGUGGCUACUACAGCUUCACCUGUGUUAUUUCAUGGUUCAGCCCAAUCUAUUGGAAGUUUGUCUGACCCAUAUCUAGAGAGCAGGUCUGAGUAUCCAAUUCAACAACAGCAAAAUGCCAUGGGACCAAACUUGUCUUCUCACCAUCUUAACUCAAUGGUGGAUAUUAGAAAUAUUCAGUCACAAGCUUCCCACAAUUCAAUGGAUCCUGUUAUUCAGGAACGUCAUUUAGUCAUUCCAAGGGAAAUUCAGGAAACGGGUUCCAGUAAUUUCACAGUUGGGAUUUCUAGUGUUCCAUCUGGAAAUGCUUUAUCAACUCAACAAGAAAUCAAACCGGCUGCCUCUUUAGCUACGACUCUUUCCUCCCUACAGCCAGAACAACUGGCAGAACUAGCAUCAUCUCUUCUUGGGCAUCAAAGGCAGUUUGGAAGCACAUCAAAUGCAACUAUGGCAGAGGAAUUGAGGCAGCGAAAUCUGGUCAGUGAACCUGUUAUGCCAUUGGCAAGGUCCCAAAAUGGUUCUUUCCAGAAUAAUGUGAUGAACUCUGAGCCCCAGACAUCUCAGAAUGUUCAAGUUCCACAGAUGCAGCUUGUACAACACCUCCAGAUGUCGAAUGUGCCUGAUGGGCACAUUAUGGCACAAAGAGAGCCUCAAACAGGGGCUUUAGGCAAUAACCAACACGUUCAAAAUUCUGAUGUACGUGGGGAAGCAGAAGCAGAUCCACAGAAACGCCUGCAAGCAACACUUCAGCUGGCAGCUGCUCUUCUUCAGCAAAUUCAACAAGGUAAAGGAAGUUGAUCUAUCCUGCUUGAUCUUGUGAAAUUAACUAAUGCAGAGUUCAAUCGGCUAUGGAAAAGUCAUCCUACAGAUGAUGUGAAAGGAAUGUUGAAGGAAUUAACUGGUUUCUAAGAGGAGAUAACGAAUACCAGAGCCUGCAUCAUCUGCUACCUGCUAGCGGUAACAUUUAUUAUCCUAAUUCCCAAGUCACAAGUCUUUUGAUUAAACUUGUUUAUAAGUUUUUGAUUAGCUAGUUAGUAUCAACAGCUGCUGCUUUAAUGCUGUUAGAAAUUGGAGGCAUUUAUGGUAGUUUUGCUGUUUUGUUUAGUCUCAAGUCCAGAAAUUUUGUUGGCCUCUGUCUUGUUGUUCCUUAGUUAUUUACUUGGGAGAGUCCACUUCGUUGGUCAUUUGUUUUUAAGACUUCUGGCAGAUCCCAAUCAUUAAUUUUCUUCUACUGGCCUAUGAGAAAAGUAAAUUCAACCUCUUCUGUUUGAACCUCA
Momordica charantia (bitter melon) is the source of this 3444-nucleotide messenger RNA. Its product is annotated as RNA recognition motif (RRM)-containing protein. Gene Ontology annotation, molecular function: RNA binding. NCBI's taxonomy places the organism in Eukaryota, Viridiplantae, Streptophyta, Magnoliopsida, Cucurbitales, Cucurbitaceae. The record is from RefSeq and is a predicted model, not a curated record.